AUGACUUACGCUGAUAACUAUAAGCAUCCAACCUCCAAUCGUAGUGUAAAUAGCUCGAAGAGAAUCGAUAAUAGAACUAAGUCUAAUCUUAAACAGGCAUCCGAGAGGAAGCUGUGCUACGCCGCGUGCGGGAGGGAGACGGAGAACAAGUUGCUGUUGCAGAUCAGCGAAGCCGAGCAAGUGUCGGACUUUGAAAGGAUUCUUAAUUCUAAUGCAAUACUCCGGGAGCGCGCUCGCCGUCACGUGUGGCGCGGCAACGUAGAGGCACACGCCCCCUCCGCCUCGCUGCUGCCGCGACCUCGCUCCACAUACUCCCUGCGCGCCGUGAGCCAGGCCUACCACACUCUGUUCCGCCAGCACGAGGAGUCCGUGCAGCAGCUCGUCGACCGCUACCGCCAAGAAGCGGCCGAUCUAAACAAGAAAUCCCCUUCGAGCUUACUAGAUAGCAAUUGGUUCGAAGACCUCCAUGAGCUCACCGAGUUUUACGAGGACGACCCGACGCUGCAGAAGGAGAUCGAAACUAUCACCGAUCGUAUAAUAGCCGAGGCGGCUCAGACGGAGGGCGGGGCUGUGUCGACGCGUAGCAACUUUAGUGUUAAUUUGGCUGGAUUAAUUAGUUUACACGUGAACGGGGAGGGUGUAUCCCCGACCUUUCGUGACGACCUCGGUCUAUCGCCCGAAGUGGAAAAAGUGGACGUCUGCGACGACAAGGAAUGGCUCUCUCCGAUUAUGAGUGCAAAGUCCGAUGAUCGACAUCUGCAGGACAGUUCCAGUAUCGAUCGCCUGGCGCAGGGUUUGAAUACGGUCCAGAUCGAAUGCGACGGGAAGGUGCCGACGAUAACGUUCAGCAAUUGUUGCGAAGGCCACGGCCAGUCUGAUAAACCUAACAAUAACGACGUCGUCAUUCAUCUCGCCGUUCCCUCUAUUGAGAGCCCCGACGAGGCGCGCCCGCCUAUGAUGUGA
This is a messenger RNA of Maniola jurtina (meadow brown), 963 nucleotides long. RefSeq lists its product as uncharacterized. The coding region runs from base 1 to 963 and encodes 320 amino acids. NCBI's taxonomy places the organism in Eukaryota, Metazoa, Arthropoda, Insecta, Lepidoptera, Nymphalidae. The record is from RefSeq and is a predicted model, not a curated record. The transcript has a single exon.